CUCCUCCUCCUCCUCCAGGCAGCUGCGCCUCUCGUGCCUUUUUCCCUGACGCCGCGCGAAGCCUCCCAUACAGAUGAGCGCGCCCUCAGAGUCCACACGCGCGCACCUCUUGACGUCGCCAGCCACAGAGCGGCUGCGCCUCUCCUCAGCGCGGCGCCUCGCUCUCUCUCACCGCUAGCACGUAUUGCGCAACGUGACUAAUGCACAACUCGCCGUCCCACGACUGAGGCAGCCACGGCAGCGUAGGGGAGCACGUCGACGGGUAUUCUUCUGCUUCUUCAUCAUCUUCUUCUUCUGCUUCUUCUUCACGAGAGGGACAGGACAAGCAAACACAACGUUACCGACGCGAUACAACACCGCACCUUGAAGCGCUAGAAGCCGUUUGGGUUUUGCUUUUCUUUCCACUAUCGCGCUUCAUCUUCACCGGGGACCGGGGCAUCGUCUUCAUCCUCUCUUCUUGUGAUCACAGACCCGGCAAGAGAGAGAGAGAGAGAGAGACAGACAGAGAGAGAGAGCAAGAGAGAGGGAGAGAUUAGAUGAGUCGCGCACAUCUAUAGGCGGUGCGGUUGUGAUGUGAGCGCGUGUGUCAGCGGCGGAAACCGUCCGGAUCACCGUGGACAAGCGGAGCCGGGAAACUUGUCGACGCCGUGGCGGGCUGGACAUAAGGAAAGUACAGGACCGACAGCGUUCGUGUUGUGGGGGGGAUGUCAGUCGGACCCAUUCGACGGUCGUCAACGUAGCCGCCACAGCAGCGGGAGAAGCAGCGGCAGAAACGGGGCAGAUUUGAGCCAUGACAACAGCUGAGAAGUCGACGCGAUGUCCGCAGGUUUCAGUCGUGGAUCCGCUCCUGUGUGCAGCCACCGCGCGCGCCUGUGUGACCCCCAGCCGAGACGCCUAGUGGGUCAUCUGUAGACGCGCCCCCAUCAUCCGAGGGACCUAUCCUUUCAUAGCAGGACCUGGAAGUCGACAAGUGUUUGUCAUCAAUUAGCAAGGGUCGGGUGUUUCUGGAUCCGCGUCCCCGUCGUAUCUGUGUGUGUGUGUUUGCGUGCGUGUGUUUGUGUCUGUGCGUGUGCGUGUGCGUGCGUGUGUGUGUGUUUGUGUGUGUGUGUAUAUGUAUGUGUGUACUAUUUGAUUUUGGGUUCGCAUCGCAUCUCUAACCCACUUGCGGUAGAAACUCCGUCCGCGCCGAUCCGUUUCAUGACAGGCGGGAGACAUUGGCCAGAACGAGAGAGAUCAUCGUUCCCCUUUGGAAGAACACAGUGAACCCUGAAGACCCGAGUACUGGAGCGGUAUCUAUGCAAGCGAGUGGCUCUCUAUCUCGGCUGCAGCAGCAUCUCACGGACCGGAGAGGACUUCUUGCCAUUGAAGAAGCACUGGAUAUGUUGAGGUUAACGUAACAAGAUGGAUCUUAUAACGUGUGUUCUGGGUCUGCUGGCGCUGCUGGCGGACGGCAUCCGUUGCCAAGGAGUCUACGCACCCCCAAGCGUGCGCAUCGUACACUCAGGUCAUGCUUGUAACGUGGAAGAGGAGCGGCACACAGAGAGGGUCUACACCAUCCGCGAGGGGGAAACUCUGGAGCUCACCUGCCUGGUCACUGGCCACCCCCGGCCUCAGAUCCGCUGGACCAAGACGGCGGGCAGCGUGUCAGACCGCUUCCAGGACUCCAGCGUGUUCAACGAGACGCUGCACAUCGCAAAGAUCCUGAGGACCCAGGGCGGACGCUACUACUGCAAGGCCGAGAACGGCCUGGGCUCCCCCGCCAUCAAGUCCAUCCGGGUGGACGUCUACUAAAGGGCGUUUCUGGAUCACGCCCGACCCCUACCACAACGAUGACAACAUCCAGAUCGGACGCGAGGUCAAGAUAUCGUGUCAGGUGGAGGCCACGCCCCCGGAGGAGCUGAUGUUCAGCUGGCUGAAGAACGGCCGCGCCCUGCGCAGCUCGGAGCGCAUGGUCAUCACGCAGACGGACCCCGACAUCUCCCCCGGGACCACCAACCUGGACAUCAUCGACCUCAAGUUCACCGACUUCGGCACCUACACCUGCAUGGCGGCACUGCGGGGCGGCGGCAUCCCCGAGAUCAGCAUCGACGUCAACAUCUCCUCCACUACUGUUCCCCCCAACCUGACCGUGCCGCGGGGCAAGUCCCCGCUGGUGGCUCGGGAGGGGGACACGGUGGAGCUGGAGUGCCUUGUUUCAGGGAAGCCCAAGCCCAUCAUCCUGUGGUCGCGGGCCGACAAGGAGGCGCCCAUGCCCGACGGCAGCAUGCAGACGGAGAGCUACGACGGCGUGCUGCGCGUGGUGAACGUGUCCCGCGAGAUGACGGGCUCGUACCGCUGCCAGACCAGCCAGUUCAACGGCUUCAACGUCAAGGCCCGCGAGGCGCUGGUGGAGCUCAUCGUCCAGUACCCCCCCACCGUGGAGCCGGCCUUCCUGGAGAUGCGGCAGGGCCUGAACCGGCCGGUGGUGAUGACCUGCCGCGUGCUGCGGGCACACCCGUCUCGCGUGCUGCGCUUCGAGUGGCUGCUGUCCAACCGGCUGCUUCACGCCGGCGCCUUCACCGAGCACAAGGACGAGACCGAGUACACCAUCCGCAGCCUGAACCGCGACGGCUGGGGCGAGUACACCUGCAACGUCAUCAACGAGGCCGGCACCGGCAAGUGCACCUUCCACGUCACAGGCAAACCCUACCCGCCCGAGUUCUACUACGACACGUACAGCCCGCUGUGGCAGAACCGGCCCCGCGUCUACGGCUUCAAGCUCCAGUGGACCCAGAUGAACCCCAACACCGUGGACCGCAUCGUGGCCUACAGGCUGGGCAUCAGACAGACGGGCCUGCAGCGCUGGUGGGAGCAGGAGAUCCCCGUGGAGGGGGCCAUCACCAAGGGGGAGCUCAUCACCCACAACCUGACGGAGCUCAUCAAGCCCGAGUCCUACGAGGUGCGGCUGACCCCCAUCACCCACUACGCCGAGGGGGACUCCACCACGCGCAUCAUCACCUACAGCGCGCCCAUCAACCCUCAUCUGAGAGAGUUCCACUGCAGCUUCGAGGAGGAGCCCAUCUGCAUGUUCACGCAGGACAAGAACGACGACUUUGACUGGACGCGGCACAGCGCCGCAACACGAGACACCAAGUACACGCCCAACACGGGCCCAAGCGGGGACCGCAGCGGCUCCAAGCAAGGUUUCUACAUGUACAUCGAGACGUCGAGGCCACGAAAGGAAGGGGACCAGGCGCGGCUCAUCAGCCCCUUCUUCAACGUGGCGCCAAAGACCCCCUACGGCAUCACCAACCCCCCGGCCUACUGCCUGGGUUUCUUCUACCACAUGUACGGCAAACACAUCGGUACGCUGAACGCCUUCCUGAAGCAGAAGGGACAGACCACCACCGAGGGUGCGGCAUGGUCCCUCACCGGUAACCAAGGCGACCGAUGGAAGCAGGCCAAAGUCAGCAUCCACCCUUCCUCAUCCUUCCAGGUGGUGAUAGAGGGAGUCCGUGGGCCAGGUAUCGAGGGAGACAUUGCCAUCGACGAUGUUACCCUGGAGGAGGGCGAGUGUCGAGACCCACCGCCCAAUCUGAGAUCUUCGGCUCCGCCCGCCGUCAUCGCCCAUAUAUGGCUGCUGUUCGCCGCCCUGGCGACGACUCUCCUGGGAGGUCAGAGGUGACCUCUCCCCCACACAGGCCCUCCAACCCUGUCGCCUCGGGGGCGAACCGUCCCACCCCGACGUCUGUGAGCUGGUCCCCUCGGCAUCACAUCACCAAAGAACCAUGCAUCCCGGACCCUGCGACCGGACAAGGAGGGAAGAUCUUAAAAAAAACUCAACUAAAAACGUAUCGAGAGAAAAGCCGAAAAAAAACUAGUUCCCGAACACACAAGAAGUAAUAAGGGAGAGUUGUGAUGCUUUUUUUUCGUUUUUCUAAAAAAAGGACUACUUUUUUAAAAGGAGGGCGCAGGACUCUGGAACUCCUUCGCAAAGCACAGAGACAGGGGGAGGGGGGUACGUUGGAUCCCACCCUGGACUUUGGUGCACACGGAUGAAAAGAGGGAGCUUGCAAACAGAACCCUUUGUAAAGCACAAGAACCAUCUCACCGCUGGACCGAGAAAAAAGACAUGAACUUGUUUCAAAGGUCCAAGGGGAUUUUUGUUGUAUUUUCCGCAGAGGAGGAGGAGGAGGAGCAGGAGGAGGAGGUUAAAUACCUGAAUCCCCUGCUUUGUAUUCACAUUCAGACCUUCCUCUCUGUAUGCGCCCACCAUCAUCGACUUCAGCAUCAGGCGCCAGACAGCGACGUUAGGCUUUUACACCC
Gadus morhua (Atlantic cod) is the source of this 4305-nucleotide messenger RNA. RefSeq names its product MAM domain-containing glycosylphosphatidylinositol anchor protein 2. Gene Ontology annotation, molecular function: axon guidance receptor activity. Gene Ontology annotation, cellular component: plasma membrane; neuronal cell body; axon. NCBI's taxonomy places the organism in Eukaryota, Metazoa, Chordata, Actinopteri, Gadiformes, Gadidae. Gene Ontology annotation, biological process: synapse organization; homophilic cell-cell adhesion. The record is from RefSeq and is a predicted model, not a curated record.